AUGGCACUGCGAAGAUGGCGAUGCCUAGAUAACCGCAUGAAUAAGGAUCCACUUCUGGCGGGAGAAUUGAACGCGAAAAUCCAGGAUCAUAUCAACAAAGGCUACAUUCGCAAGUUGUCCGCGGAAGAGCUGAUAGUAAACCGCCCACGAGUUUGGUACCUUCCGAUAUUUCCAAUCGUCAAUCCGAACAAGCCGGGCAAAACGAGACUCGUAUGGGAUGCAGCUGCCACCGCCUUUGGAGUUUCACUCAACUCAGUUCUGUUAAAAGGCCCAGAGCAACUGACAUCUCUUCUAUCUGUUCUGAUCCAGUUCCGGGAGUUUCGGACAGCGGUAUGCGGCGACAUCCGUGAGAUGUACCACCAAGUAAGGAUGCGGGAGGACGACCAGCAUUGCCAACGCUUCUUCUGGAAGGCCUGCGAGACAGAUAUCGACCCUAGCGUCUACGUAGUGCAGGUAAUGACGUUCGGCGCAUGCUGCUCGCCGAGUACGGCACAAUACGUAAAAAAUUACAAUGCAAAGAGAUUCGAACAAGAACACCCAGAAGCAGUUCACGCAAUCGUAAAGCAACACUACGUUGACGAUAUGCUUCUGAGUGUGGAAUCUGAGGAGGAAGCAAUACAAGUGGUUCGAGAAGUACAGACAGUGCACAGAUCAGCAGGCUUCGAAAUGCGGAACUGGAUCUCCAACUCACCCAGAGUUGUGGCAGCUAUGAGCGAAACAGGCUCCGAUGAGAAAAGCCUCAGUAUCGGCGACAAACACGUGUCAGAACGGGUUCUCGGAAUGUGGUGGAACACCUCAACAGACUGCUUCACAUAUAAAAUGUCACCGCGGUACGAGCAGCUACUGAUCAGUGGGCAGCGACGACCGACAAAACGCGAAGUGCUUCGGACGUUAAUGAUGAUAUUCGAUCCCUUAGGACUCAUAGCACACUUCCUAAUGCAACUAAAAUCCUUGCUGCAAGAAAUCUGGAGAACUUCAGUCGGCUGGGAUGACCCCAUCAAUGAGUCGUUGUUUCAAAAGUGGUUGUCAUGGCUGACAGUGUUGCCGCAGGUAUCGUCUAUCGAAAUACCUCGAUGCUACCGAACACUCACAUCCGCGACGGACGGAACGGUGGUACAACUGCACACGUUCGUCGACGCAAGCGAGAACGGUUUCGCAGCUGCAGUGUAUUUGCGUUUUCAGGAAGGAGAAACCAUCGAAUGCAGACUGGCCGGAGCAAAGACGAGAGUCGCGCCGCUAAAGUUUCUCUCCAUUCCGAAGUCCGAACUGCAAGCCGCCGUGAUAGCCAUGAGAUUAGCGGGAACCAUUGCCAAAUCGCUAUCCGUCAAAAUCAAUCUACGUUUCUUCUGGACUGACUCCAGAGAUGUCCUCUGCUGGCUCAACUCGGAUCACCGUCGGUAUAGCCAAUUCGUGGCCUUCCGUGUUAGCGAGAUCCUGGAAACGACGAACGUCAACGAAUGGCAGUGGGUGCCAACGAAGCUGAACGUGGCAGACGAGGGAACCAAAUGGACACGAGCUCCAGAUAUGACAGCCUCUAGUCGAUGGUUUUGCGGUCCCAAUUUUCUCUGGCAACCGAAGAAAGCAUGGCCUGUUUCCCCGCACUCAUUUGGAUCGACUAAAGAGGAGUUGCGGCCUCAUCUUCUGCUUCAUACCAUGCCGUUGGACCCAGUGGUUCAGCCACAUGAUUUCUCGGAAUGGUCUUCUCUACUGCGCCGAAUGGCUUAUGUGACCCGUUUCGUGGACAACCUGAAGCAAGCUAAGAUGAAAAAACCAAGGCAGAGUGGCCCUCUGACUCGUUACGAGCUAAGAAAAGCGGAAAAUUACCUGUUUCGUCUUGCACAGCGCAGUGCGUAUCCCGAUGAGAUAGCAGUCCUGAAUGAACCCUUAUCAACCACCCAGCAACGCAAGCUUAUAAAAAACAACAGUUCGCUAAGCAAGAUGUGCGCCUUUCUUGACAAGAACGGCGUUCUAAGGGCCCGCGGCCGAACCCAAGAAUGUAAAUUCACAGAUUACGACGCCGCUAAUCCGGUUAUUCUUCCACGGAAUCACCACAUCACUAGGCUUAUCGUGUCCAACGCACACAAGCAGUUUAACCACCAGAACCAUGAGACGAUCAUCAACGAGCUUCGCCAGCGAUUCCGCAGUCCACGUCUGAAGGCAACGUACCAUGCGAUCCGGAAGGAGUGCCAACAGUGUAAAAAUAACCAGGCUGCCCCGCAACCACCUGCGAUGGCCGAUCUACCACUCGCUCGCCUGGCUGCCUUUGCUCGACCAUUUACGUACAUGGGGAUAGACUAUUUUGGCCCAAUGACGGUAUCCGUCGGACGACGCACGGAGAAACGUUGGGGGGUACUGGCAACAUGUCUUACCAUUCGCGCCGUACACUUAGAACUCGCUCACACACUGACGACAGAUUCCUGUAUCAUGGCUAUACGCAACAUCUUCGCUAGAAGGGGAGUUCCGGCAGUGAUCUACAGCGACCGUGGCACAAACUUCCAGGGCGCCAGUAAGGAGCUACAGCUAGCGCUACAGGAACUCGACGACGACCGGCUGAUGCGGGAGUUCACCACGGCUCGAACGGAAUGGACUUUUAAUCCGCCAGCCUCUCCUCACAUGGGAGGAGCAUGGGAACGUCUGGUUCAGUCCGUGAAACGGAACCUAACUGUGCUGCAAUCGAAUGCUACGCCAACUCACGAGGUGCUCCAGAACGCGUUGGUGGAAGUUGAGAACGUUCUCAACUCGCGGCCACUCACUAGCGUCCCGCUGGAAAACGACGAAUCUCCAGUGCUGACGCCCAAUCACUUUCUGCUGGGUACGCAAAACGGCUUACGACCGUGGGUGCCAUUCGACGACAGCUCUGCAGCUCUACGAAACAGCUGGCAACGUUCGCAGGCCAUGGCCAACCGAUUCUGGCAGUUGUGGGUUAGAGACUAUCUUCCAACGCUUACUCGGAAACCGAAGUGGCUCACAACAGCAAAACCCAUUGCAGUCGGCGACGUUGUCAUCAUCGUGGACCCAAAUCUACGGCGAAACUGCUGGCCGAAGGGUCGAGUUAUCUGCGUCAAACCUGGUGCAGAUGGACAAGUGAGAUGGGCGACGGUGCAGACGGCCAACGGAAUCUACGAGAGGCCUGCCGUUAAACUCGCUGUCCUGGACGUAGGCGUUGAGAUGAAUGCUUCAGGGAGACCCUUACUGCAUUCCGGGGGGAGUGUUAACAGCGCUACACAGUUAAGCGAGCCCCUCGGCGCCCAUGCAACAAAUCAACAACACUAA
Molecule: messenger RNA, 3273 nt
Organism: Topomyia yanbarensis
Lineage: Eukaryota; Metazoa; Arthropoda; Insecta; Diptera; Culicidae
Exons: 1
Coding region: 1-3273 (1090 amino acids)
Biological process (GO): DNA integration
Molecular function (GO): nucleic acid binding
Source: RefSeq, a predicted model, not a curated record